Molecule: messenger RNA, 1348 nt
Organism: Lampris incognitus (smalleye Pacific opah)
Lineage: Eukaryota; Metazoa; Chordata; Actinopteri; Lampriformes; Lampridae
Product: neuronal migration protein doublecortin-like
Exons: 7
Coding region: 147-1202 (351 amino acids)
Biological process (GO): retina development in camera-type eye; intracellular signal transduction; photoreceptor cell development
Cellular component (GO): axoneme
Source: RefSeq, a predicted model, not a curated record
GGCAAAGGGACCGCGUGCCGCUCCGCCGCAGCAUCGACACCCGCUCCCUCCCUCCGCACGAGCUCCCAGCGACGCAGAAUCUCCAAAAGCUACCCCCACAGCCAGUGUCAGACAUCUGUCACAAGCCCUCACAACUUUCAGUCAUCAUGGAGCUAGACUUUGGACACUUUGACGAGCGAGACAAGUCAUCCCGUACCCCUCGAGGCGGCCGAUUGAAUGGACUGCCCAGCCCCACCCAUAGCGCCCACUGCAGCUUCUACCGCACGCGCACUCUUCAGGCCCUCACCAAUGAGAAGAAGGCCAAAAAGGUGCGCUUCUACCGCAAUGGAGACCGCUACUUCAAGGGCAUUGUGUAUGCUGUGGCCCUUGACCGAUUUCGCACCUUUGACUCCCUCCUGGCUGACCUCACACGUUCGCUGUCUGACCACAUCAACUUGCCACAGGGCGUCCGCUUCAUCUUCACCAUUGAUGGCACACGUAAAAUCUCAUCCAUGGAUGAGCUAGAGGAAGGCGAAAGCUACGUCUGCGCAUCAGAGAACUUCUACAAGAAGGUUGACUACACAAAGAACGUCAACCCCAACUGGUCUGUGAACGUGAAGGCCUCGGCCAACCAGAAAAACAUGCAGUCCCUGGCUGCCAAGGCUGCCGGUGAUUCCAAAGAGACCAAGGACUUUGUUCGUCCCAAGCUGGUGACGGUGAUGCGCAGUGGCGUCAAGCCGCGCAAGGCUGUGCGCGUGUUGCUCAAUAAGAAGACGGCACACUCCUUUGAGCAGGUGCUCACCGACAUCACAGAGGCCAUCAAGCUCGAGAGUGGCGUGGUCAAAAGGAUCUACACCCUGGAUGGCAAACAGGUGACCUGCCUGCAAGAUUUCUUCGGUGAAGAUGACGUCUUUAUUGCAUGUGGACCAGAGAAAUUCCGUUAUGCGCAGGAUGAUUUCUCUUUGGAUGAGAACGAGUGCAGGGUGAUGAAGGGACCCAAAGCUCAGAGGAAUUCAGCCAAAAGUCCCGGCCCGGUCAGGCGCAGCAAGUCUCCCACUGAAUCGACCAAUGGGACAGGCUCCAGCAGCCAGCUCUCCACCCCAAUAUCCAAGCAUUCCCCCACUUCUUCCACCCCUACAAGCCCAGGCCUCAGCCGCAAGCAAAAGGAUCUGUACCUGCCCUUAUCUCUGGAGGAUGACGAUUCUCUCGGUGAAUCCAUGUAGACUCUCCUCGCAGCUGAAGCCUGCCUCCUUUGGGCCUGACAGGCAGAAGUAUUUACCUCUGCUGCGUGCCCCCCCCCCUUCACUAACAGUGCCACCUAUCGUCUAGGAGGAUCACUCUCGUCUCUCUAUGAAGGCCUUAGCCACCA